UGAAAUAAAAUGGAGGGGGUGAAAUAUAAGAAAACAAAACUCACAUCCAUAUGCUUUUAAUAUCAAGCUCUAGUUUAUUAAAGUCGAUCCCAUUUCUGAUCUUUCCCUUUUGAGGCAUCGACCUUUCUUCCUCUUUAGUCUUUAGAUUUCGACCCUUAAAAUAGAAUAAAGAAAACUCUAGGUCUCGACAAUCGAUCCAUCGAUCUUUCUGAUGGCGAACAGCAAUCUGCCUCGGAGAAUCAUCAAGGAAACGCAGCGGCUGUUGAGCGAACCGGCUCCUGGGAUUAGUGCGUCUCCUUCUGAGGAGAACAUGCGCUAUUUCAAUGUUAUGAUUCUUGGUCCGACUCAGUCACCGUAUGAAGGAGGUGUUUUCAAGCUCGAGUUAUUUUUGCCUGAAGAGUAUCCAAUGGCUGCCCCAAAGGUUCGAUUUUUGACCAAAAUUUACCAUCCUAAUAUUGACAAGCUUGGAAGAAUAUGCCUCGAUAUUCUUAAAGACAAGUGGAGUCCAGCUUUGCAGAUUCGAACAGUACUGCUAAGUAUUCAAGCACUACUGAGCGCUCCAAACCCAGAUGAUCCUCUUUCAGACAACAUUGCAAAGCAUUGGAAAGCAAAUGAAGCUGAAGCUGUAGAAACAGCAAAGGAAUGGACCCGUCUAUAUGCCAGUGGUGCAUGAUGACUAUGAGAGUUCAUGGGUUUAAUAACUCAUCUGUUGUGAUACUCUAGACCCUAUUUUGCUUUUAAAGUGAAUGGAACGUGGUAUUUGAGAACUGCAGGCAGUUCAAUCCUUGGAUGCUGUUACAUUGUACCCUGUAUAUUGCAUUUCUUAAAGUUGAACACCUUGCUAUUUCAUGUAUCAGUUAUUUAAGGUUGUCAUAUACUUCUUUAUCUUGCAACUUAUUUGGGCGGUUUCUAACAAAGUUACAUUCAGUUUCUUAGUAACAAGUGUGCAUUUAUCA
Messenger RNA from Asparagus officinalis (garden asparagus), 956 nucleotides. RefSeq names its product ubiquitin-conjugating enzyme E2 36. Gene Ontology annotation, biological process: DNA damage tolerance; protein K63-linked ubiquitination. Lineage: Eukaryota; Viridiplantae; Streptophyta; Magnoliopsida; Asparagales; Asparagaceae. Gene Ontology annotation, cellular component: nucleus. The record is from RefSeq and is a predicted model, not a curated record. The coding region runs from base 212 to 673 and encodes 153 amino acids. Gene Ontology annotation, molecular function: ubiquitin conjugating enzyme activity. The transcript has 8 exons.